UGCUGUGUGCUGCACCAAGAGGACACACUGUACGUCACUAUAUCAUUGCUAAAUUCAGGCCACAAGGUCAACAUGACUUGUAUAGCCUCAUUGACCAUCUCCUAGACUCAAAUACUCUUAGGGAUAUAGUCGGGGAAUAUCCUCAGUUUGCUCCCAGACUGUAGGAUGUUUAUGCAAUAAAGUGUGCAAUAUCUGUAUAUAUUUAUUUAUUUAAGUACUUGUAUUUGUUAUGUAUACCAAACAACACGCCCAAAUUUUACAAAUUUAGCCGAAAAAACGGCCAUCUGGCAACUUGCUCAAGGAUAUACUCAAGGAAUAUCCUACGUUUGCUCCCAGACUGUAGGAUAUAUUUAUGCAAAAAGAUGUGCAAUAUCUGUAUUUAUUUGUUUACUUAUAUUCUUGUAGUGUAUACUAUCUUUCUUUUUGUUGUUUUUUUAUACUCUACCCUUAUGUCUUUGUCCAGGGGGGUGGGUGGCAGGGUCCAUUAUCCUCCUUUGUUGUAUUUGAUUAUUAAUGCAGCAAUAAAUGCAUCAAUCAAUCAACUAGGUAUCGUAGCAAAGGUUUACCAUCACAAAAUAUAAUUAUAUCUCGAAAUAAACAUAAAUUACUUCCCAAAGUUAUUUUUUUACAUGUAAUACGAACCUUUUUCUAACAUUUUAAAACACGCAUCACUGAAGUGUCAACAUUGGAAGGGUUGGCUGACCUGCGCGUCUCAUUCAAACAUUGUUGUGAGUUGCGAACUUGCGAGUAUUGCCUGCCAGGCUGCUAGGUGGUGUGGCAGUGAAGGAGUGAACACAGAAGAAUUACGAUAAAGCUAUGUGUGAAGGACAAACCCUGGAUAAUUUGCCGAUUCAGGGAUGAUGGUGGAGACAAUGGAGGGUCAUGUCUUGGAGGAGUGGGCAGUGGCGCGCACCGAUUCCGAAGUGCCUUAUUAUGUGAACCAUAGUCGAGGUGUGACUCAGUGGGACCAUCCGGAGUAUGUACGCAUCUUUGAAGAAAUCCAGUCACUGAACACUGUGAAGUUCGCAGCUUAUCGUACUGCCUGCAAGCUGAGGCGUCUGCAGACUAGACUGAAAUUGCAGGAUGUGUCACUGCAGAGUGUUGCCACAGCCUUUGACAGUGCAGGACUGAGAGCUGGAGAAAACAGUGACCUGGUGGAAGUUAAGCAGGUAGAAGAGGUAGUGCUGAAGAUAUUACGGAGUGCUCACAAACACCGUCACAGCCAGGCUGCUCUUGCCACUCAACUCACCAUCAAUCUCCUGCUGAACAUCUAUGACUUAGGCAGGAGUGGUAUGGUGCAGGUACUAGGAUGCAAGGUGCUGCUUGUGGUGCUGUGUGGAGGCCGUCUGCAGGAGAAGUAUCGCUAUCUUUUCAACCAGGUAGCUGAUCACAACAAUUGCUGCACAAGACGACGACUUGCUUCCAUCUUGCGGGACCUGGCACGUAUACCAGAACUUCUAUCAGAGCAGCCUUCCUUUGGUCUGUCACUGGUGUCAGCAGCAGUGGAGAGCUGUUUCAAGGAGGUGGAAGGUGAGGUGGGGAUAACGGAGGAGGUGUUGUUGGACUGGCUGCUGCAAGAACCUCAGACCCUCGUUUGGUGGACUACUCUGUACAGGCUUACUGCUGCAGAACUUGUGUGCCAUGAUGUGAAGUGUGGAGUAUGCAAGCAACGCCCCAUCAUUGGCUUGAGAUACCAGUGUUUGCAUUGCCUUGGCUACAACCAGUGCCAAGACUGCUUCCUGCAUGCACGCACUUCUCGAGGUCACAAACUUUCUCACCCCAUCCAGGAAUAUUGCCAUGAGACCAGUGGAAAGGAAUGGCGACGAGCACUGAUGAAAAUAAUGAAGCAUCGUUUGAAGGGGCGGUCGGGAUGUAGAAAGCCCAGGUACCUGGCCAUCCCCUCCAGCCCUUCAUUAGUUUCAGAUGAGAACAGUGUGGUAUGUGAGGGCCAGAACAGUGUUUCCUGGAGUGAGGGUAGUGAGGAUAACCAUCAUCAAGAGGAAGAGGAAGAAGAAGAGGCACUUUUCUCACGUACAAUCCUUAAUGUAUCCCAUGAGAGUGAGGAAGAGUCUAGACAUAACAGGGAUGAUGAUAGGGGCUUCAGAGGGACAGAACCCGUCAUUCUUCCCACCUCCCCACGUCACCAGAUUCACUCAGUUAUUGUACACCUUCAGGAUGGUCAUAGACAAUUGGAGGAGGGAGCUGCAGGGACUGUGGUGGAGGAGUACACACAGCAGCUUCAAACACAAAUCAACAAACUCAAACAGAUUCUUCAGAAAGUUAACUCGGGUCCCAGCCGAGAGCAUCAUGGCAGCGGCAGACAACCCCGAGCAGCCCUUGAAGUAGGGAGGGUAUUGCCCCGCCUGGAGAGUACACCCAUCGUUGGUGAACGUGGACUGCUUCUCAACCUCUCCCCUAUCAUCACUCGCUCCUCACAUGAUGACACUGCUGUGAUGGACAACAAGGAGAACCAUUUGGUUGAGAACCCUAAUAGAUAUCAACAUAAGGAAAGUUGUGGUGUAGAACAAAGGAGGACUCCAUUUACACCAUGCCAGACAAACACUUAUCUCACUGCAGAUUAUAGUGGAGAAAAAAAUGUACCCCAGGUAACAGGACUACCCAGUUUUACUGAGGUCAACUUCAGUGACCUUACUUCAAUGUGUUGUAGUGCAGGGUCUUCUUCAGAGAGCCACAUGGAGAUGGAAAGAGCCAAACAAACUGGAGAUGCCACAUCCAGUGACAUGAAGCAAGAAUUGGAGGACAUUUUGGUACAACUCGACCAGAUCUUCCUUUCAGCUGAGUCACAAAAUGACAACAAGCUUGCAAAGGAUGACAAUGGUGUGGUGGAAGCUGCCUGUGAACUUGGGGACAUUUUGGCUGAGUAUGUGAAUGCUGUUCCCAGCCAACCUGACUGAUGGCUAUUUAGAUUUACAAUGGUGGUUUGUCUUCCUGGAUUUUGUAAUAUUAUUAUUAUGAAAAGAAGCUAGCUUUGUUGGGUUUUACCAGUUAUGUACAAAAACUUAGGGUAGUAACAAAAAUGUUUAAAAUGUAGUUCAGAAGAUUUGCAUAUAUAUAUUGAUGCACAUUUGUUGCUUUUACCAUACACCAAGCAUUUUGACAUUGUUACCUAUAGUAAUAGUGAUGCACUGUGAGCACAAUGGAGGCUUUGUUUGGAGAGGAUUGCAUAUAUCAUUUCUUUACUUUUUAGUAUACUUAGAAUUGUGCAGAUCUGUAAUUAAUUGUAAUGAGAUUCACUAUCCAUGUGUGAUAAAAUAGACUGGGCAGUUAUAAGUGAAAGGUUGUCAACCAUAUCUAUUUGCUUAUGACCAAUUAUAGCCAUUUAGACUUCUAAGUCAUGCAAUUAUGGCUUGAGUAAAGUGUUUUUACACAUAAGUUCAUUGCAUUCAACAACUUACAGAACCAUCAAGUAGAAAUGAGUUACAUGUGUUUUCUUCAUCAGAACUGAGGGUCGUGUUAGUAAGGUAUGAAAAAGUGGUGUCUGUCUUGUCUACUUCAUAUUUUUCAUAAAAAUAAAUAGACGUUCGUAUCAUUGCAUG
Messenger RNA from Portunus trituberculatus (swimming crab), 3557 nucleotides. Its product is annotated as dystrophin-like. The transcript is spliced from 15 exons. Bases 858 to 2915 code for a protein of 685 amino acids. Gene Ontology annotation, cellular component: plasma membrane. Gene Ontology annotation, molecular function: zinc ion binding; protein binding. The record is from RefSeq and is a predicted model, not a curated record. Gene Ontology annotation, biological process: synaptic signaling. NCBI's taxonomy places the organism in Eukaryota, Metazoa, Arthropoda, Malacostraca, Decapoda, Portunidae.